Molecule: messenger RNA, 775 nt
Organism: Arabidopsis lyrata subsp. lyrata
Lineage: Eukaryota; Viridiplantae; Streptophyta; Magnoliopsida; Brassicales; Brassicaceae
Exons: 3
Coding region: 167-478 (103 amino acids)
Source: RefSeq, a predicted model, not a curated record
GUCUAUUGAUGUAUUUUCAAUACGCAAAGCAAGCUUAUUGAUGUAUGCAUGGUGUGAGGUUGCAGAAGUCUAAUUUGCAAAGUUUUGGGAUUUUCUCAGGUUCCACGCGCCGCCGCGAAAAAUCCGAAAUUCGGCGAAGGUUUGAGAGAAGGGAGAAAGCUGAGAGAUGCAAGGAGUGUGGAGCCAACUAUGGAGGAAAUACGCUGAUUACAAGUACAAUAAGUUCGAGAGAUUUGCCGUUUGGGAAAUGAUCGAACCUUACCGUCGACCAAAAACCUUCACAACUUUGAUUACUAUCUAUGUCGCCGCCUUUUACACCGGCGUCAUUGGCGCUGCAGUUACAGAGCAGCUCUACAAGGAGAAGUUUUGGGAAGAGCACCCAGGGAAAACAGUGCCUUUGAUGAAGCCAGUAUUCUAUCGAGGACCAUGGAGAGUUUAUCGCGGUGAGGCUAUUGCUUCAGAUGCUAGCAGCCAGUGAAGGUAACGAUUAGACUAUCAGAGACUAUGGUCAAGGAUAUAUCUCUGCGAUGUGCAUCCUUUAUGUUGGCUCGCUGGUAUAUAUACCAAACAACUUUGGAUUCUAUAGAGUGCAUGUGGCCUACUUCGAGUUGUUUAAAUGUUCUAGGCAUCUCUGGAUUUAAGCUGGUCGUCGGUAUAUUAUGCUUGUAGACAAUAAGGUCUAUCGACUCUGUUAGGAUUGAUUUUUCCAGAAAUUACUUGUAAUGACAGUCUCAUUAUAGUAUUAAUGAUUUUAUAAGAGAAGUUUAAGGGUAUC